AUGAGACAAGUAGUGCCAAUCAAACCCUACCAAGAUGUCCUCGAUUUCUGGUUCGGUCGGAAAUCUGCUCGCGAUUAUCUGAAAGAGAAGUCCUUCUGGUACGGCAGUCCAACAGACGAUGCCUACGUACGCAAAAGCCUCGGCGAAUCAUAUGAAGAGGCCAAGAAUGGCAGUCUCGACGAAUGGAUGCGCGAAGGCGAAGGCGCCUUAGCCUUGAUUCUACUCCUCGAUCAAGUCCCCCGGAACAUCUUUCGCGGAACACCACAGGCAUAUGCCACGGAUUCCAAGGCCGUGACAGUCGCGCGUUAUGCGAUAGAGCGGAAAUGGGAUAAAGAACUUCCGACUAUUCAAAGGCGGUAUAUGUACUCGCCUUUCAACCACUCAGAGGAUUUGAAAGAUCAGGAAUAUUCAGUUAAGCUAUUCACUGAAUUGGGGGACUCAUAUCAUUUACAUUGGGCGAAGGACUUCCGUGAUCAAAUUGGACGGAAUGGGCGCUUCACGCAUCGGGACAGUAUCUUAGGAAGGUCCUAG
Messenger RNA from Penicillium atrosanguineum, 531 nucleotides. Its product is annotated as DUF924 family protein. The record is from RefSeq and is a predicted model, not a curated record. Bases 1 to 531 code for a protein of 176 amino acids. Gene Ontology annotation, molecular function: protein binding. The transcript has a single exon. NCBI's taxonomy places the organism in Eukaryota, Fungi, Ascomycota, Eurotiomycetes, Eurotiales, Aspergillaceae.